AUGGUGUAUUAUUUCACGUCCAAUGUGGUUGAGCCGGCCGGCUUCAUCUACGUGGGCAAGGAUAAGUUUGAGAAUGAGGACCUGAUCAAGUAUGGCUGGGAGGAAGAUGUCUGGUUCCACGUCGACAAGCUUUCCAGCGCCCACAUUUACCUUCGCAUGCAGCCUGGCCAAUCAUGGGAUGACUUGCCCAAGGAGCUGGUCAUGGACCUAGCACAACUCACAAAGGCAAACUCAAUAGAAGGAAAUAAAAAAGAUAAUAUUACCGUCAUCUACACCCCCUGGUCCAAUCUCAAAAAGGAUGGAAGCAUGGACGUCGGCCAAGUCAGCUUCCAUGAUCAAAGAAAAGUCAAGCGCAUCCUCGUUCCCAAUCGCGAGAACCCCAUCGUCAACCGCCUUAACAAGACCAAGGUGGAGAAGAAGCCCGAUCUAAAGGCCGAAAAGGAUGAAAUGCUCAAGCAGCUACGAGCCAAGGAACAGGCAGCCCUGCAAAUCAAGAGAAAAGAAGAACAGCGACAGGCUCAGGAGUGGAAAGAGAAGAAGUGGCAGAAAGAUCACGCGUAUGAUGAGCUAUUUACUGAAGAGAACAUGGCCGCGUCGAGUAAUCAAGACCGGUCGGCGGAUUGGGAAGACGAUUUCAUGUAA
This is a messenger RNA of Trichoderma asperellum CBS 433.97, 642 nucleotides long. Lineage: Eukaryota; Fungi; Ascomycota; Sordariomycetes; Hypocreales; Hypocreaceae. The record is from RefSeq and is a predicted model, not a curated record.